UUUUUAAAAGAAAUUGAUGCAUAUGAAAUGAAAGUCUUGGAUGGUGGAGGGAUGAAGUCAAGACGAAUGAAUGAAGGCAGACGCUACGUGGGCUUCCAAGAACUCACCACCGCAAACUCCUAGAUUCCAGAACAACACGCUCACUUUGAUGAUCUACUCCACCACUCAUCCUUGAUUCCUCACAAUCCCAAAACCCCCACAAUCACAAACAAUUCAUGGACUUAGAUUACAAUCCCAGCCGAAAAUCACUGAUCAAGAACCGGUGGGUGGCCACCGCCGCCAGCAUAUGGAUUCAAUGCACCAGCGGCUCUCUCUACACCUUCACCAUUUACUCCUCAAUCUUGAAGUCCACUCAGGGCUACGAUCAAUCCACCCUCGACACCAUCUCUGUCUUCAAGGACCUCGGCGCCAAUGCUGGCCUCCUCUCCGGCCUCCUCUACUCCGCCGCCCCCGGUCGCCCCUGGUUCGUCCUCCUGGCUGGGGCGCUCCAGUGCUUCUCUGGUUACUUUCUCAUGUGGCUGACGGUCAAUGGGGCGCUGCCGCGUCCCCCGUCGGCGGUGAUGUGCUUCUACAUGCUGCUGGCCGCCCAUGCCAUGACUUUCUUUAAUACUGCUAAUGUGGUCACUGGGGUGCACAAUUUUCCUAAUUACAGUGGCACUAUUGUUGGGAUUAUGAAGGGCUUUCUAGGUUUGAGUGGAGCCAUAUUGAUUCAAGUGUAUCAGACAAUUUUCAAGAACAAACCAAGUUCAUAUCUACUGCUACUGGCAGUGCUGCCCACAACUACUUCACUUCUGCUCAUGGGGUUUGUAAGAGUCUUUAAAACGAACGAAGAAGACGAGAAGAGGCACUUGAAUCAUUUCUCGUUUCUGGCUAUUAUUCUGGCUGCCUAUCUUACAGCUAUGAUAAUCAUUCAACACAUUCUCAAGUUAAAAUUGUACAUUCGCGUCAUUACAUUUGUUCUACUCAUGUUGUUGCUGACAUCCCCUAUUUUCGUUGCAAUUCAAGCCCAGAGGGAUAAGUCGUACAGGCUCUUAAAAUCCCUGCUCGAGCACAACCAAGUUUCAGACGAGAGAGACCUGCCGGCUGAGGAGGGUACAAGUAUGGGACAAGAUCAUGGUGAAUAUCACGAGGCCUUGAAUGGUACGACUGAUGACACUUUGGAGUUGAGAGAAGAUCUAAAUCUCCUAAAAGCAAUGGGAACCAUUAGUUUCUGGCUUUUGUUCUUUACGACUAUGUGUUCCAUGGGCUCGGGACUUGCCACAGUGAAUAAUAUGAGUCAGAUAGGUGAAUCUCUUGGUUACACUACCUUAGAGAUCAACACUUUGGUUUCUCUAUGGAGCAUCUGGAACUUCCUCGGUCGUUUUGGAGCCGGCUAUAUUUCUGAUUACUUCUUGCAUGUGAAAAGUUGUCCAAGGCCAUUGUUUAUCGUAAUAACUCUAGCAGCCAUGAGCAUCGGCCAUUCCAUGAUCGCUUUCGGUUUCCCUGGUGCUCUGUACGUCGGUUCAAUUUUGGUUGGUGUUUGUUAUGGGUCGCAGUGGUCAUUAAUGCCAACUAUUGCUUCUGAGAUAUUUGGAAAAGCGCAUUUAGGUACAAUAUUCAACACUAUCACAAUUGCAGGUCCGGUGGGAUCUUAUAUUCUUUCUGUCAGGGUGGUCGGCUACAUCUAUGACAAGGAAGCGUCCGAGCAUGGAGGGGCAUGCAUUGGAACUCGCUGUUUCAUGCUAGCGUUUAUUAUCAUGGCCUCUGUUACUGUCUCUGGUUUCCUCGUUGCCUUGGGGUUGUUGUUAAAGACAAGAAACUUCUACAAACAUGUCGUACUAAGGAGGCUUUUGCAUUCGUUACGACAUAGUAUGUUGCCGGUUGAUGACUUAAACUAAGAGAUUAGAUUUCUGCAGACAGUACUAGCAGUACAUGUGUGUCACUAUUGAAUAUUUGCCGCGAAUACGAUUAGGAACUCGUUGACAGAUUGUGAGACGUGUUCAGAACACAGACUUGCAGUCGAUAGGUUAGAAUGUAAUAUUGAGUUAGAUUCCAUACUAUAUCUAAUACCGGCUAUUGUUCUAGGUACAAGAGAAGUGUCCCUAUGGGUAGGGUAUAUGUGAUUCUGUACAAAAAUGAUCUCUCUUUGAUGAUUUGUGCACGGACAUACCUUUUUGGGUUUAUUUAUUCAUUGCAUUUAUGUA
This is a messenger RNA of Sesamum indicum (sesame), 2183 nucleotides long. Its product is annotated as protein NUCLEAR FUSION DEFECTIVE 4. Lineage: Eukaryota; Viridiplantae; Streptophyta; Magnoliopsida; Lamiales; Pedaliaceae. Gene Ontology annotation, cellular component: membrane. The record is from RefSeq and is a predicted model, not a curated record.